AUGAAAAACACUCUUGUCUGCGUGCUUGUCUUGGCUCUCAUUGCUUUCAUCUGUUUCAGUUCCUCCGAAUCAGUGAAUGCUUCUCUCAAACCACAAUCUAGAAUGCGUGGAGUGAAGGAAUUGACUUCUCGUAAUUUUAAUUCAUAUAUUAAGAAACAUAAAUAUGUUCUUGUUGAAUUUUAUGCUCCAUGGUGCCCACACUCCAUCGAAAAUUCCCGCAACAUCCAACGUCUUGGAAAGAGACUUUUGGACUCCAAGAAUUUCAAAGUUGCCAAGAUCAAUGGUGAUCGAUACAACUCCAUUGCUAAACAAGUGAAUUUGGAUGGAUUCCCAACAGUUUAUCUUUUUGUCGAUGGAAAGAAGGUUGAGUAUAAGGGUUAUUCAUUGGCUCCUCGUAAGGUCGUCAAAUGGGCUCGUAAGCAAAUUAAACAAUAA
Molecule: messenger RNA, 435 nt
Organism: Naegleria lovaniensis
Lineage: Eukaryota; Heterolobosea; Eutetramitea; Acrasida; Naegleriidae
Exons: 2
Coding region: 1-435 (144 amino acids)
Biological process (GO): protein folding
Cellular component (GO): endoplasmic reticulum
Molecular function (GO): protein disulfide isomerase activity
Source: RefSeq, a predicted model, not a curated record